Messenger RNA from Cavenderia fasciculata, 462 nucleotides. RefSeq lists its product as uncharacterized. The record is from RefSeq and is a predicted model, not a curated record. Bases 1 to 462 code for a protein of 153 amino acids. The transcript is spliced from 2 exons. NCBI's taxonomy places the organism in Eukaryota, Evosea, Eumycetozoa, Acytosteliales, Cavenderiaceae.
AUGAGUGAGGCGGAUAAGGAGGAGGAUGGGGGGUGCGGAUUAGGCUCAUUAUAUGAACCAAGAUCUAAAAUGGAAGAGAAGAGGAGGAGGGAGAGGGGGUGUAAGAUACCAAAUCAGGGCACAAUUCCAGGUGGUUUCUUCUUUUUGAUAGGAUCCAUUAAUAACCACAGAGAGGGGCUAUUUGCUGUUGUUGUUUUGAAACAAAUUGCAUCAGCAGCAGCAUCAGUAUCAGUACCAUUAUUACCAAUAACAACAAUCUCUGCAUCACCAGCAGCAGCAGCAGCAACAACAACAACAACAACAACACCUCCAACAGUCUACCAACGAUUAAUUGGCGACCGUGUUAAACCAACAUUCCCAUUAAGACAAGUGCAACGCAUUAGAAAUAAAACGUCAUUCCUGUUGAGAAGACAUACAAAUGGCGACGAAGUACUACAAGCAGAGGUUCAUCAACACAAGUAG